Sphaeramia orbicularis (orbiculate cardinalfish) is the source of this 1316-nucleotide messenger RNA. RefSeq lists its product as uncharacterized. The transcript has 5 exons. The coding region runs from base 201 to 1019 and encodes 272 amino acids. The record is from RefSeq and is a predicted model, not a curated record. Lineage: Eukaryota; Metazoa; Chordata; Actinopteri; Kurtiformes; Apogonidae.
UUCAAAAUCAGCUGAGACUUUAGAGGAAGAAGACAGUUUAGAAAAAGUGGAUGCAGUUGUUUGGACAUAAUUCAUUGUUUUUGCUUAUAUGAAUGUUGUAGUCGUGAUUCCUGUUGAGGGCAAUAAAGGGAAGUCCUAAGAACUGCUAAAAAAAAAAAAAAAAUAGCCAACCCUAACCACUAAGGUGAAUCAGCGUGAACAUGGAGGAUCAAGGGAAGAGCUAUGACCCAUUAGACACCACUCUGACAUUUGUCAACAGGAAGAAUGACCUGGAUCCAGUGGCCUCAGACGACAACGACAGCUCCCUCAAAGCUCAGAUGUCCUGUGGUCACGCCGUCACCCCUGAUGUGCUAACAGACGUGUGUCGCCACCAACUGAAUCAGGGUAAUUACAAAUUCAAAUGCCCUGCAGUGGUGGAGGAACACCCCACUAUAAGGCUGUGUAAUAGCCCAUGGUCAUACCAGGAGGUGCGCAGGUUGGCUGAUCUGUCUGUGGAGGAAAUGCAGUACUUUGAGGAGAACAUCGCCCGUCUGGCUGCUGCAGAAUACUGUGAAAUUCAGACGUGUCCUCAGUGUAAAACCAGUGUGGAGCGGAAGGAUCUGUCCAACCUGUGUGUCCGCUGCACCAUCUGUACAUCCGAACAGAAGAAGAUCUAUGACUUCUGCUGGCAGUGUCGUAGGAAGUGGAAAGGUCCUGGUCCGCGCUCUGACCGUUGCGAUAACCAUGGCUGCAACAACCAGGACCUGCAGCUUCUUCGGACCUGCCAGAUGACGGACCUCCCUCAGGUGCGGGGGGUCGGUGCGGUUCCCUCCAUCCGAGCCUGUCCGACAUGUGGUCAGACGGUCGAGCACGACAAAACCGGCUGCAAGAACAUCACAUGUCCGCGCUGUCAGGUGGAGUUCUGCUUUGUGUGUCUGAAGGUCACGCCUAAAUGUCUGGAGACCAGCACUCAUUUCAUGCCCUGCAGUGACGGAGUGGCUCCCAGACAAACCUCCAUACCAGUGUGGCACCGCAAGUGAGAGGAGGAAAGUUGUUUUUGUCUUUAACCACCAUGAAAUACUCAUUUUAAGUGUGUUUUUAAGUAUAAUGUGGAAGUACAGGAUAAUUAAUUAACAAAUAACACAGAAAAUUUUCUUUAUUAACCCAUAAAGACCCAAACAGCCACUGGAGACCUAUAGCAUCUACUGGUAUAAACUAUUUAACACCUGUUGAUCCACUAAUCCUAUCAAUACAUAUAAAUAAUUGGUGUAAAAUACAGUUUAUCAUCUUUUCAUGGUCAUCAGAUAUGACCCAUUUGGAUGUUCAGAGGCUCUGUA